Messenger RNA from Schistosoma mattheei, 5702 nucleotides. The record is from the annotation of a GenBank genome assembly. NCBI's taxonomy places the organism in Eukaryota, Metazoa, Platyhelminthes, Trematoda, Strigeidida, Schistosomatidae.
GAAUAAAGACUGCCAGAAUCGUUUGAUGCGAUCUGGCUUGCUUUCCUCGUCGUACUCAAUUACGUGGUAUGUUUCAGCUUACUUCAGGUCUCUAAAAUACUAGAUCUUAUUCUUUACUUCUUUGUUGGCCAUGCAACGUUUUCCCUAAGUUUGUUUAAGUAUGUUCGUAUGUGCCAGCGUCGGUAAUAAGAUAGGUUAGAACAACCACUUGUUAUCUUUUACAGAUGUUGCUUUUUGUGUCAAACUUCCUUUGUUGAUGGUUAAAAAUUCACGCCCACUAUGUCAAAACUCAGCUUCAGGAAUGUCUCGGGACAGUUUUUUUACCUGUUGUUGGUCAAGGUAUUUUUGCUAUUGUAGGUUUUUAAAAGCAUGUCAUACAAUAUAAAGAUUGACCUUAACGCAUAAUUCUUGUCUUGUAAGACGGUUUAAAGUCCCUUGCAUUUCAAUCACACUGACAUCGUAAUAAGAGUUUGUAUUAUAAUCCACUGGUCAAAUGGUAACUGUGUGCUCACACUUUCUGAAUAUUACGAACUUGUGAUGAUAUUAAGUCACUUCGGUAACAAAACAACGAGUGAGCGGUUUGUAAAAGUAAUAAGAUCUUGGCUACUCGGCCAAGUCUGAGAAGUUUAAUUUAGGACUGUUGAUGAUGCAGACGAACUUAACGCCAUUACAAAUCAGCAUUUUUACUGCUAUGAGAAAACGGACAUGUCAGUUUUGAUAAUAUUUAUACCACGGUUUAUUUUCGUGGUUCCUCACUCAGAACUUUAGACGCAUGCGAACGGAGAUUAUUAUUGGAAUGGCCGAAACAGCAAAAGACUACCUUAUUGAGUUAUUAUUGAGUAGUUUCCAGUGAGUACUUUUAAAUACUUUGUAAUGACAUUAGUUACGUAAGAGUUGUUACAACUUAUAAUCUUAUUACAACUGGUUUUUCUACAGUCAGGUUUCAUGACAGUUCAGAAAGUUUGUCACUUAAUAUCUUAUACCAUUAAAAGAUUAGUUUCUGUUUUUUUAUUUAGUGUUGUACCUCUAAUUGUAAUCCGAAUAAAUUGAAAACAACGCAAAGACAAUGCAGUUUGUGUGAUAGUAUUCAAGAUAUUGUAAACGAACUAAUAGAUUUGUUUUUCGAAUGUUUUCACAAUGUUUUUUUGCUGUUAGUUUCAUGAAAUUCUCUCAUUCGUAAUAUCGAGCUUGGUUCCAGUAUGCACAGGCUUGUUCUGUUAUAACAAGGUGGUGAGCAAACGGAUCGAAGCAGUGACAAAAUCAAUAAUAGUAGGGAGGACUGAAAGUGGAUGUUAAGAUUCCGGAAAAUAAAGUGCGUACACAGUUUUAAGUUUGUAAAGUAAUGUUGAAAAUCAAGAUUCAGAUAACGAUCAAAAUUGGAUUCGUCUCUAUUGUUGUGUAUGGUUGUGAACCAUCUCACCCAAGGCAUUUGACUAUUCACUAUAAAUAUCUUGUGAAUCCCAACCAGGUAGUUUGUAAAUCCCCAUAUAACUCUGUCUGGCUGCGAAAGUGAAUGAUGUCAUAUUAGUUUGGUUAUCUGUAGUCUUUCAACCUGCCUAUAAACUAGUCGCUAUUGAGACCCUAGGUACACUGUAAUCUGGCUUAAGUGACAUACUUUCUAACCACCUGAAUUGAACACGAUUUUACAGCCUUAAUAACCAAUUUGUAUAAUUUACCUAGUACCAUACAUCUAAUGCCAUCCUCGUUCACUAUGUUAAAUCAGAAUACAUGGACUAUGCUUCAAAAUACUAGUAGCUCAUAUGUUUUCUGUCACUUUAAAGGCUAUUUUCCAUAAGAACUAAGAGAAAUAAUGGAUUGCACACAGUAAGAUCGUCACUUAAUAUAUCGGUAUUUUGCGCACAUCACAAUUGGUGCAAAGUAGCACAGUCAAACGAUCGUGCGUAGACGGUCUAGGUAUGUCUAUCGACUGCAAAUAAAUCACUUUGAAAACUAUUCAUUCUCAGUCUUUACAAGCUAAAUAGAACCGCUCAACUCUUUUGGCAUACAUAAUCUCACAUAGAGCAUAAACAGUCAUAGAAUAUAGACUUUGCAGAUCGUUCACUGGUCAGUUAAAUUAUGAUUCGAUUAUAAGAUCUGAUUUUUCCCACCACAAAAGGCUUUUUGCCAUACUUAAAUUCGGGACAUCAAUUGUAAAUUACCGAAAAGGGAUCUUAAGAGAUGAAAUUUUUUGGAAAAAAAGCAAAGGAUAAAAUGAAAUUUGAACACAAAGUAUAGCAUUGUCGACCGUUUCACUUAUCUUAGAAGUCUCACCAGCCCUUGUGGUCUCGUGUGUGACGAAAUCUCAGCACGGAUACACAGGGCAUGACUAGCUUUUGCCGACCUGGGCCAUUUAUGGCGUAGGCGAGAUACCCGUCUACCAGCCAAAGGAUUGGUUUGCUGCGCAUCAGUUCGUUCCGUCCUACUUUAUAGCAGUGAAACGUGACCGGUAAGAGAAGAGGAUAUUCGUAGGUUACUAGUAUUCGAUCAUAGGUAUCUUCGAAACAUUGCUCGUAUAUCCUGGGACAACCGAGUAAGCAAUGCAGAUGUUAGGAAAUGGGUACUAGGGAAGAAUCUCAAAUCGUUUGAUGAAGUAGUGAAAAUUGAUCAGUUGAGAUGGCUGGGACACGUGUUACGUAUGCCCAACGACCGACUACCCCAAUGUGUGAUACUUUAUGAUGUCGGAGUGGGUUGGAAAAAAUCUAGGGGCAGUCAGACCAAAACAUGACACAAAUCCAUGAAGUCAUUGACAAGUAGACUGAGUCAUGUUGGUAGGUGUAGACUAACUGAUUGGAGACCGCGAGAUGAUAGCAACCGAUGGUUUAAGACCCUGAAUGAUAUGGCUCAAAAUCGUUUGCAAUGGCGCAGGUGCAUCCACUCUUUGUGUUCUCCCAAAUUCCAAUCUUCUGAAUUAUUCAUGUCCCUUUUUUCCUCUUUCCAAAUUUAUUUCACUGUAUUAUACUCCUUGAAUAACAUCUUCAAACCCUGAUCUUUCCGAUUACUUUUUAUACUCUUACUACCUCUACCACUACGGGAUUUGAAUCGAUAACUGCAUCUUUGUGCUAAUGUGGUGUGGCAACUCGAACUGAUAUACGUACGUACAAAGUCCCACGUUGUUACUGACAGACUGGUUGUAUAUUACUGACUUGAAGGUCGAACAAGUACAUUUAAACUUCUGUAAUAUAUUUGAUCAAAACCACUGAAUAGCGAACUUUUAUCUCUUACACCAUUUCUGUCAACCAUUGUUUAUUAUAUACUGUCCUAUUUCAGUCUUUCCGUCUCUUACGUCAACGUAUAUUUUACAGGAUAAAACAACGCUGUGCAAUAAAUGCAAAUUAAUGCACUUUCUUCAGUUGGUUAGCUGAAAUUAAUUAAACAGAUGUAUUAAAAUAUACUGGCAGUGAACUAAAACGUUUUUCUGCUCCGAAAGCAUCAAUUCUACAAAAAACUCAUCGCAAAAUAAAGGUGAAAAUCAGCUCUAACGGAUUUUAUUGAUUAACUGAAAGUAUGGAUGCUUAAAAACUACGACUUCACUUUAUACCAUAUUGCAGUAGUUAACAAUGGAUUUUCGCGAGUUGAACAAAAUCAAGAAAGAAAAUAAAAAGAAGCCCAUACUUGUAAUUAAAGAUCGAAAAACUGUUCUGUCGGCUUUGGAUAUUCAAAAGUUGUUAGGCUUGACGAUUUUCCCCCAACAUUUCGUUAAAUGGCCUGAUUGGUGUUCAGUCACCAAGCCCUCGUUCAUCAAGAAUAUUGUUCUGAUAUUUAUUAACAGAGUAAAUACUCUAAAAUCGAACGAGAAAUAUGGACAACAGUUUGCUCUGAUGUUUGGGGAGCCACUGAAAGUAUUAAAUCCAGAAGCUUAUAAGUAUACAUGGGACAGAGAAAUUUCUACUGUCCCCAGAAGUUUCCUCACAACUCACGCAGCAGCUAUGGCGGAUUUAAAUAAGUCAAUACUAACUCCUGUUCCCCGUCGCACGUGGAUAGAUGAUGAAAAGACUAUUGAUAAAAUGCGUAUAAUCAAAUCAGUUCAUGAAAUAACUAAAGAACAGUUACCUUCACAGACUACUAAUUCUACUUCUACUACUACGACAACUACUAAUGGACCAGUAGGAAAACGUACUCUCAAAAGAAAAGCUGAUAAACUUUUUCCAUUACCUAUACCAGGUACACCUGAUGCAUUUGAUAGAACUUUACUGAUUUUAAAUGUUGAGCAAAUGAAAAAAGAAAACGUUCCAUUACCUAAUGAAUUAUUAAUCGACCAACGUAAAUACUUCAAAAACCGUUCAGAUUUUGUACCGAGUAAACCUGCAUACCUUCCUGUGUCAGCCAACAGCCCAAUGUAUGCAGUAGACUGUGAAAUGGUACUUACAUCCGUAGGAAGUGAGUUGGCUCGAGUGACUAUGGUUGAUGAGAAGGCGACAGUUAUGUUCGAUCGUUUAGUGAAACCGCCAAAUCCUGUUACAGACUAUUUAACUAAAUUCAGUGGAAUUACUAGAGAAAUGCUUGCAUUAAUAGACACUACACUGGCAGAUAUACAGCGUGAAUUAGCUGAAACGUUACCAGGAGAUGCUAUCUUAGUUGGUCAUUCGAUUGGAAAUGAUUUAGAAGCCAUGAAGGUUUUUCAUCCGUAUUUAAUUGAUACAAGUGUCAUCUAUAAUCUGAAAGGCAAUAGAGCGGCUAAAACACGUCUUCGAUUUCUAUCAGAACAUUUUCUUGGACGUAUGAUUCAAACUGGUAAAGGAGGUCAUUCUUCCGCUGAAGAUGCCAUUGCUACAAUGGAUCUGGUGCGAUUAAAAUUAAGCCAAGAUAUUGGCUUUGGUGAUGUGACUACAUCUUGGCGUUUCCCAGAAGAUUACCAAUCGCCAAUAGAAACCAAGUCUGCUAGAUUUACUGCAUUAACAAGUAAUAAACAAAACUCAAACAUCUCUGGUUGUUUACAGCAAUACAACAAUACUACUAACGACAAUAACCUUCCAUUUAUUUCAUCAACAUGUAAUGAUUUAUUAACAGAAAGUCAAUAUUUUGAAACUCAUCCAGUUUUUCAAGAUCAUCUAUUAAAAUUAUGUUCAUUUUAUAAAUCUUUGGGUAAACCAAUUCACUUGUUUAAUCGUUUACUACAUGAUUCCGGUAUAACUUAUGCUUAUUGGCCAAUUUAUCAAGGAGAAAACGACAAAGAACAACAACAACAACAAAGAGAAGAACAAGAGAGAGAAAAGGAAUCAGUUCAGCAUAUUACUACUGAUUCAAAACAUAGCGAAAUUUUCAUACCUAUAAAUUUUAAUUCAACUGAUCAUCAAACGACCACUACUGAUAAUGUAAAUACAACAACAACUACUACUACUACCAACAGUGAUGAACCUACAACAACAUUGACAGUAGUCAAUAAGAUUUCGAAAAAAUUAUCAAAUUACAUCGUUGAUUUGUGUAAUUCACAUAGAUUAGUAAUGAUACAGGCGAAUUGUUCGCCUGAAUGGGAUAAAGAAAAAUGCUAUCAUAAAGUGUGUAAAUUCUGUACAAAAUUAUAUUCAAGUUUAGCAGAAAAUAGUUUAAUCGGUGUUAUUUGUACAGGUUCCGAAUUUCAAAAGCCAUUGUCUAAAAAACGUACACAUGCAAACAUUUUAAAAUCAGCUUUAGGCAAUUUUUAUAUAACACUCAAUUCAAAUGUUGUUGUUCAAACUACAACUGUUGAUAAUGAUUCCAAAUGA